Messenger RNA from Sclerotinia borealis F-4128, 1191 nucleotides. The record is from the annotation of a GenBank genome assembly. Lineage: Eukaryota; Fungi; Ascomycota; Leotiomycetes; Helotiales; Sclerotiniaceae.
AUGCAGUCCGCCAUGCAGGAGCAACAUCUGGGUAAUGUUCUUGUAGUUGGAGGAUGCGGAUUUAUGGGCCACCAUCUCGUGAAAGCCCUCCUCAAAGAGGCUAUGAUUGGUCAAGUCUCCGUCUUCAGCAGGAAUCCAAGAGAGAAUAGACAUCCAGGUGUUUCAUACCAUACGGGGGAUAUCUCAUCAUUCCAGCAAGUUAGCAGCCUUCUUGAAGAGACCAUGCCUCGGGUUAUCUUUCAUGUUGCGUCUCCGGAUCCAUAUGUCGAUCCUCCCAACCACCUUCUCUACCGAAGAGUGAACGUCGAUGGCACUGCCAACCUUCUCGCAUGUGCCGCAGUUGCGCCUUCCGUUGUUGCUUUAGUGUAUACCUCAUCUUUGACAGUGUAUGGAUACGACGACCGUGGGGAAAUCUUGAACGCUGAUGAGACCCACCAUAUUCUCAACGGCCCCGUCACCAAAGAAGAUCCUUACCCGGCCAGUAAAGCUUUGGCCGAUGCCCAAGUUCUUGUCGCAAACAACCCAUCCUUUAGCCGGUGCAAUUUUGAAGGGUGCUCACAUCCACACUUACGCACCGCAUGCGUCAGAAUUCCCGGUAUCUACGGGGAGGGCGAUGAGAACAUGACAAUGCUAGGGCUUCAAUUGGCGCGAUAUGGACUAUCUUCUGUGCAGCUUGGUAACAACACCACUUUAUUCGAUCCAAUAUAUGUUGGAAAUGCUGUGUUUGGUCAUAUGUUAGCAGCAAAAGCUCUUUUGACUGAGCUCCGAAUGGACAUUGAUAAUUCUAGAAAAGGAAUCAAUCCAGUGGUGGAGCAGUCUGGAGACCAAAUCUGCGGCGAGGCUUUCAACAUCACAGAUGAUUUACCCUCUCCUUUUUGGUUUUAUAUGCGCAAGUUCUAUGCAGCAGCGGGGUAUGAGCCAGGCCCUCGGAAUAUAUGGAUUGUCCCCACUUCGCUUGUCUUCUUCAUUGCAUUGGUCACGGAGUACUUCUUUUGGAUUGUGUUUCGAGGCAAGAGAAGACCUCAAAUUCUGAUUCGUUCGAAACUGGAACAUCUUUGCAUGAACAGAACUUACAACGUCAAUAAAGCAAAGAAAAGGCUGGGAUGGUAUGCAAUUGUCCCUAUUGAUGCCGCUAUUGAGAGUAGUGUGAAAUGGGGCCUCGACAGAUUGACGGCGGAAAAGAGGAGGUAG